This is a messenger RNA of Dentiscutata erythropus, 420 nucleotides long. Lineage: Eukaryota; Fungi; Glomeromycota; Glomeromycetes; Diversisporales; Gigasporaceae. The record is from the annotation of a GenBank genome assembly.
AUGAAGAAUGCUGCUGAAAAAGAUCAAGGUAAACCUACCCAAGAGUACCCGGAGGCCCAAAUUUCUGAAUUAGGUGAAGAAGAAUACUUUUAUGAAGACUCUGACGAAGAAAUGGAAAUUAUCACUUGGCAAAAUAAUACCACUGGGCCGAUAUGGUGGGAAAAUGAGAAUGAAUUAAUGAACGCUAAUGAAUAUAUGACUCAAGAGUGGGAAGAAGAACUCAUCAAUAGCGAGGAAAUUACCUGGUUAACCAAAAAUGGGUACCAAAAUGGGAUAACCAAUAACUAUUACCUUGAAAACAAACCACAACCCAUGAACUGUGAUGAAGCAUACCUAAUCGAUAUUCCGCAGUGGGGAGAGGCCGCCGAAGGACUUGAAUUCGAAGGUAGCAGUGAUGAGGAAUAUGAAGAUACUGGAUAA